UUCCAAUCUAAAUGUAAAAAUAUCACAAGUGGAAAAAAAAACGGAGGCGAUGCAGAAGACGAUCUACGGUUUCAAUGGUUUCUCGACGAAGGGAUCCCGAAAUCGAGUCAGUUGUUGGGCAACGUUGGUGAUAUGAAGAACGGAGAGGGUACCCGCAAAAGGAUGAAGAUCUCGGUGCCUCAUUUCGAUAACUCAACUCUCACCAAGACCUUCUCCAUAACCUUGAUUGGAAGGUGCAUGUACCCGGAGAAACAAGACAUGAAGGUGUUGAUUGUGAAUAUUCCAAAAAUCUGGAACCCGGAGGAGCGGGUUGUCGGUACAGACUUGGGAUUUGGCAAGUUUCAGUUUGAUUUCGAGAAGGAGGAGGACAUUGACGUGGUCCUGAAGCUUCAACCUUUCCAUUUUGACUACUGGAUGCUUUCCUUGGCACGUUGGCAACCAAAGAAGUCUCAACUCUACCAGUCAGAAAUCACCUUUUGGAUUCGUGUAUUAGGUAUUCCGGUGGCAGCUCCCACAUUCGAAAGCAUUGGUGAUGCCAUUGGAAGGACGGUUGAUGUUAAUUUGAAACACUCUCGUGUUCAAGUGGUGGUUGAUGCUUUUAAAGAGAUUUGUUUUGAAACCUCAGUGGACUUCAAAGGAGGAGAGUUCUACGACGACGAGGAAGCUCGUCUCGUUGAGAUACGAGAAGCUCUUUGGUUACUACUAAGUAUGUUCUAGGCGCUGCCAUAGAGAAGAAAAAUGCCCCUUAGGUAUGAAGAAUAUCAAGAAGAGUCCGGAGCAGAAGAGGGAGUUUAGAGAAGGAAAUGGUGGGAAGCACGAUGAUCGAGCUAGGAGCAACAGAGGGUGGUCAUUAAUGGCAGUGUGAAUCAACAGAACAAAUAAAGAGACGGUCGGGUUAAUUACGGUAAGGGCAAGGGCAAGUUGGUGGAGGAGGUGGAUUCUAAAUGGAGGAGGGUCCCGGAGAGAGGGAACAAGAGGUCGUCUACUACUGGUGGAAACUACAGAGGAGAUGGUGAACUCGUUAUUGACCUGCUCGGAGAGAGGAAGUAAGGCCUGGACGACAGGAUGGACGAACUACAUCUUCACCUGGACCGAAGAGAGAUCAACAGAACUCAAGGGGAUCAGGUGUGGAAGCUCGAGAGGAGGGGGAAAUUGGGAAUGCUGCGGAGUGUGUUACAACUUUACCAUCUCAAAAUUUUCAAGAAGAACUGUCCAAAACUCAGGCGGAUGGAACAUAGUCAUCUCAGAUCCUAUUGAUGAGGUAAAAUGAUUACAAAUGGUUCAGGGCUUGCUAGAGGAACAGUUAGGUUUAGGAGAUGGAGAUGGAGCUGGAUGAGAUCAAGGCUCAUUUACUUGAGAAUGGGAUCGAUAUGGACGCAGAGGAUUUUCUAAAGAAUCUUUCUGAAGAAGAAGAGCUGGCUCUUGCUGAUGAAGAGAUUAAGGGUCAGGAUAAUGGAGUCAAUAGUCCAGAAGAAGAAGAGCUGGCUCCUGCUGAGGAAGAGAAAGGCCCGGCUGCAGAGUACAUUGCGAAGAAGCAAGGAACACGUAAGAGGUUGUUCAAGCCCACGAUAAAUACUGCAGGAAGCACCAAGACGAGGAUAGCCAGCGCGCUGGUUUCACCACGCAAACGAGCUGCAGCUAAGACUGGAUCUCACCAAGGAGAUAACAGCAAACAACCGGAGAGUAAGGGCACUUCAAACCCGAAACAUGGUCAUCAAAAAUCUUAAUUUUAUGGAUAAAGUCUUCAUACCAGUGAGAUCAAGCAUGCAGGGAUUGCAUUAUGUUUUUCGAUGUUUUAAUUUUAUAAUAAGCUCUAUGAGCAUUUGCAUUGUAUUUGGUUCUAAGGGUAUCAUGGUUUUAGUUUCUUCGUUGUUUUCAUGGUUGUUGGUGAAGCUUUCUUUCGUGGUUAAGCAAUGGAAUAAUAUUGUUGUUUUGAGUUGUUGGUUCUGGGGGAUCUUUGAGUUCUUGAAUUCAAUGGUUGCUUACAUUUUCUAAGGCU
This is a messenger RNA of Brassica napus (rape), 1999 nucleotides long. RefSeq lists its product as uncharacterized. The transcript is spliced from 2 exons. The record is from RefSeq and is a predicted model, not a curated record. NCBI's taxonomy places the organism in Eukaryota, Viridiplantae, Streptophyta, Magnoliopsida, Brassicales, Brassicaceae. Bases 133 to 717 code for a protein of 194 amino acids.